This is a messenger RNA of Acanthosepion pharaonis, 558 nucleotides long. The record is from the annotation of a GenBank genome assembly. NCBI's taxonomy places the organism in Eukaryota, Metazoa, Mollusca, Cephalopoda, Sepiida, Sepiidae.
AUGUCUUUUUUCUUUCUUUCUUUCUUUCUUUCUUUCUUUCUUUCUUUCUUUCUUUCUUCAAUCUCAUUCCGAAGCUAUCUUUUUUUCUUUUUAUACUUGCUCCUUCUUUCUUUUUUUAAAUAUGCAUUAUUCAUUUUAAAUUUUUUUCUCUUUUUCUCUUUCAUUCUUGAUCCUCUUUCUUUUUCUUUCUUUCUUUCUUUCUUUCUUUCUUUCUCAGUACUUUUCUCUUUUUUACUCUUUUUUUUUUUUUUUAUACUUGCUCCUUCUUUCUUUUUUAAAUAUACAUUAUUCAUUUUAAUUUUUUUUCUCUUUUUCUCUUUCAUUCUUGAUCCUCUUUCUUUUUCUUUCUUUCUUUCUUUCUUUCUUUCUUUUCUUUCUUUCUUUUUUUUCUCAGUACUUUUCUCUUUUUUUUUCAUAUUACCUAUAAAUUUCUUUCUUUCUUUUUUCUUUCUCUUUACUUCUCUUUUUCUUUCUUUCUUUCUUUCUUUCUUUCGCUGUUCUUUUUACAGUUUUACUUCUAAAUGUCUUUAUUUUUCUUUCUUUGUUUUGUCAUCUUAA